Molecule: messenger RNA, 354 nt
Organism: Volvox carteri f. nagariensis
Lineage: Eukaryota; Viridiplantae; Chlorophyta; Chlorophyceae; Chlamydomonadales; Volvocaceae
Exons: 4
Coding region: 1-354 (117 amino acids)
Source: RefSeq, a predicted model, not a curated record
AUGAGCGGGCGACCGCACGGGCCUUUGGAGAUGUCAACCAGCUGCAUGACACUCACAUACGGGACGCAGAUGCUCCGCCGCCGUCAGGCCAGGCCGUGCAAGGGCAAGGCCGUCGGCGUUGACCAACACAAUGAGAUUCAUGUGAGCCCAAGGCCCGGUUGGUCCAAACACACCCGAUCCAGUUGUACUCAAGGAAGCUUCGACAACAAUCACAACAGAUUGUUGACGGGCCGAAACGUGUCGCCAGGUUGGCGCUACCCAGAGGUAGCUCCCCGCCCACGAGACGCCUCAUGCAACCACAGCACCUGUAACAAGCUUGCAUCAGCACCUGCAUCUGAUGCCUACUCCGCCUAG